AUGCUUCGACCAAUUUCGCGGGCGGUUUUGACGAACAUGAAAUAUCCUACGUUAGAUAUGGAGAUUGUUGCAAGCACACCAACAACGGUCGCCCACCAGGUAUUUAGUAACGGCACAGAUCGUGAGCAGUCGUUCGAGCUGAGUGAGGCAAGGAGCGUGACAAUAACGAGAGAAUGGAGCCUGACCGCGACACUUUCUAUGACCAUUACUGUAGAGGUGACCGCCGGAAUACUGGAAGUUGCUUCAACCACGCAAGCCACGCACUCAGUUUCAACAUCCCAUACGGAAACGAAGUCCUGGAAGAGGCCGCUUGUACGCCCUCCGCAUACGAAAAUUCUUGGGGAUGCCACGAUGUACGCAGACGACACUGACACCGAGUACGAGGCCGAGAUGGAGCUUCAACCUAUCGCUACAAUGCGAACGGCGUUUACAACGACCUGA
Messenger RNA from Mya arenaria, 441 nucleotides. RefSeq names its product aerolysin-like protein. The transcript has a single exon. NCBI's taxonomy places the organism in Eukaryota, Metazoa, Mollusca, Bivalvia, Myida, Myidae. Bases 1 to 441 code for a protein of 146 amino acids. The record is from RefSeq and is a predicted model, not a curated record.